CUCAUACGCAGCACAGCUGUUCGGCCUCUUGUGCUCAUGUAAUCGGUGCAGAAUUUUCUAUUUUCCCUAAAAUUUUAAUUAAAUUUCAUAAAAUGCUGCGUCGCUUUGUGCAAAUCGGUGGCCGGGAACUGUGCCGAACCCAAUCGACGGCUGCCGCCACGGAAAAGUGGGAUCUAUACGCCGGAAUUCUAGUGGAGCGCCUGCCUGUGGUUUCAAAGACGCUAAGUCCUCUCGAGAAAAAGUUCCAGGAUGUGUUGUGGCGCGUGGAGUACGAAAACAGCCUAAAGUCUGACCACGAGGUGAAGCACGAACGAGAAAUCGUCCAGGCGGAGCUGAUCAAGCAGGGCAAAGUGCAGGUGGACCUGGAGGACAGUGGCUCAAAGCAAACUGCGCAGGAUCUCAAGGAUAACUACAUCGAGGAGCUAAAGAAAUUCCAAUUUGGAGACCGUACCACCCCGGAUGACAAGGCCAACAAAACCAGCUCUACAGAUCGCUGCCUGGAGGACACGCUCUAUCUUCUCGUUCAGCAGAAGCUCGGCCAGCAGGAACACCUGAUCUUACCCCAGGGCAAGCGGGAGGAGGGCGAAUCAAUGCGCCAGACGGCAGAGCGCGUGCUUAGGGAGCAGUGCGGCCAGGAGCUGCGGGUACUUUUCUACGGCAACGCUCCCGUCGGCUUCCACAAGUACAAGUACCCCAGCAACCAGCGGACGGAAAGCGUCGGAGCGAAGGUGUUCUUCUACAGGGCGUCUUUGCGAUCUGGUCAGGUGGCAGAAAAGGCAGCCAAGUUCGAGUGGCUGCCUAAGGAGGCGCUUAACGGAAAGCUGAAGAACGUCGCCUAUGCGGAAAGCGUUAACAAAUUCUUGUUGUAAUUUUAAUUGUUUUAUUUUGUUUUCUUAUCUAACAAAUAAAUAUUCUUUAUGACCAGAAAA
This is a messenger RNA of Drosophila ficusphila, 929 nucleotides long. It is a transcript of the gene mRpL46, whose product is annotated as 39S ribosomal protein L46, mitochondrial. Bases 93 to 869 code for a protein of 258 amino acids. Gene Ontology annotation, molecular function: structural constituent of ribosome. Gene Ontology annotation, cellular component: mitochondrial large ribosomal subunit. The record is from RefSeq and is a predicted model, not a curated record. Lineage: Eukaryota; Metazoa; Arthropoda; Insecta; Diptera; Drosophilidae. The transcript has a single exon.